This is a messenger RNA of Adineta ricciae, 1758 nucleotides long. The record is from the annotation of a GenBank genome assembly. NCBI's taxonomy places the organism in Eukaryota, Metazoa, Rotifera, Eurotatoria, Adinetida, Adinetidae.
AUGUCUGCCGCAAAUCGCUCCACUGAUUGGCGUCGUAAACAAGCAAGAAAAGUCAGAAGCGAUAUCGGUAUAGAGCGUCACGACUGUUUACCUCAACUUUGUUCUCGACUUUCAGCUUCGGUGUUUAGCCAAAUGAUCACACGCCAGGCGCACGAUGUUGCUGAACCUGUCAUUGGCGAAACAGCUGGCUUGAAUACUGACUGUCAUUCUGACAACGACAUCUUCAUUGAUGGUGAUGAUCAAGAGAUGUUAUCGCCUACUGAUUCUAAUUCGGAGCAGGAAAAAAACGAUUUUGAACAAAUACCGCAGUUUGAACCUAUUGCGAUAGGUGAGAGCAACUCUGACGUGAAGAUAGAUUGUGUUCAAAUUGCGGUGGCAUUGAUAGCUUUGAAAUCAAGACAUCGUCUCUCUAACAAGUGUAUCGACGAUAUUCUCUCUCUUCUCGGCCUCCUCGGUAUUGACGUUCCAUCAAGUUACAAAGCAUUAUGCACAGUUCUGAGAAAGCGUUCGAGCACUCACUUGAAUCCUUCGAAAUAUACUAUAUGUCCUCAUUGCGAUAAUUUAUCGUCGGCUCUAUAUGAAUGCACAACGUGCGGUGUUAAAUAUGCACCAAUUUUGCCAUCGAAAAUUCCUCUAUUCUAUACUUAUAGUAUUUCUCAACAGCUAAAAGCGAUUCUUGCUACAUCUCCAGACUUGUCACUUGUCAAUAACAAUUGUCCAAGAAAUGAAUUCAUGAGAGAUAUUACGGAUGGUAGUGUUUAUCAAGCUUUAAAGAAGACCCAGACUGGAUUACUUUUAACUCUAACCAUGAAUAUCGAUGGGGUACAACCGAACAAAGGAUCGGAUCAAAGUCUUUGGCCGAUUUUGCUCGUUAUCAAUGAAAUAAAGCGAAAAAAGCGAUUUGCUCUAGAGAAUUUAAUUAUUGCGGGCAUGUGGCCAGGCCCAUCGAAGCCGUCACGUACUCAAAUACAUCUGCUUUUCAAGAAUAUUAUGUUGGAAUUACAAGAACUUGAGCGAGGUGGUCUCUUUCAGUUUUAUUCGUCUGAUCAUGAAAAUCGUUUUGAACUCACAAAAAUAUUUUUAAUUGGAGCCUGCUGCGAUAAGCCUGCCCAGUCGAUCGUACAAUGUCUACCUGAGCCUACAGCAUUCUUUGGUUGUGGACAUUGUGAACUUAUGGGCGUCAGUGUAUCAACAAAUAAUAAUGGGUCAGUUGUGAGUUUUGCGAUUUAUGAAACAGAUCCACCUACAAAUGAACGCACAAAUGAAAGACACGAUCUACUCAUUAAACAGUUGCACAGAAAUGCAAUUGAGCUGACUGCCAGUACUUAUCGUGGCAGGCGUGAUCUAACAGAUAAACACAAACAAUCAGAAAAAGGUGUCAAAGGGCCAUGUGUACUACGAUCAUUGUCCAAUUUCGACGUUGGUUCUUCUUUUCUGGUGGAUAGUUUGCAUAACGUCUACUUGGGCCUGUUUAAACGAAUACUUUCACUUUGGCUCAGCCCUGAAUACAAGGGCGAGUGUUGGUCGAUCUGGAUACGAAGAAACGAAUUAUCAAUUCUAUUGAAUCGAAUUCGCUUUCCAUCUACAACUACACGUCAUCCGCGUUCACUGGACAAGUAUACCAAGUAUAAAGGCAGCGAGAUUCGACUUGUUUUGCUAUUUGGCUACGCAAUCUUCGAGAAUAUCCUUAAACCUGAAUACUAUUCACAUCUACUUCUACUUGUAUUGAUUAUCCAUUAUGUAAGUUUACUUGUGUAG